Coregonus clupeaformis (lake whitefish) is the source of this 711-nucleotide messenger RNA. RefSeq names its product small nuclear ribonucleoprotein Sm D3. Gene Ontology annotation, biological process: RNA processing; spliceosomal snRNP assembly. The transcript is spliced from 4 exons. Bases 140 to 526 code for a protein of 128 amino acids. The record is from RefSeq and is a predicted model, not a curated record. NCBI's taxonomy places the organism in Eukaryota, Metazoa, Chordata, Actinopteri, Salmoniformes, Salmonidae. Gene Ontology annotation, molecular function: RNA binding. Gene Ontology annotation, cellular component: U5 snRNP; precatalytic spliceosome; SMN-Sm protein complex.
UCUGGGUAGUCGUAAAACGCACAAAACACUCUCGCGGCUGAUUCAUAGGUCGCACGUUGCAGAAGCUUGAAAGUUGGAAGACCGCGGAAACCAACAAAGAACAACUUCAUUCAAGUUCAAAUUAAGGACCACUGCAAAUAUGUCCAUCGGCGUGCCCAUCAAGAUUCUGCAUGAAGCUGAGGGUCACAUUGUGACCUGUGAGACCAACACUGGUGAAGUGUACAGGGGCAAGCUCAUUGAGGCUGAGGACAACAUGAACUGCCAGAUGUCAAAUAUCACUGUGACUCAUCGGGAUGGCCGUGUAGCCCAACUAGAGCAGGUCUACAUCCGGGGCAGCAAGAUUCGCUUCCUGAUUUUACCGGACAUGUUAAAGAAUGCCCCUAUGUUAAAGAGCAUGAAAAACAAGAACCAGGGCACCGGGGCAGGGAGGGGGAAGGCAGCCAUUCUCAAAGCUCAGGUGGCUGCAAGAGGACGGGGUCGUGGUGGAGGAAUGGGAAGAGGAAACAUUUUCCAGAAGAGGCGAUAGUAUCCGCAAUGGUUAAUUUAAAAAGAUUACAUUGUACAGUGUUUUUAAUGUUUUUUCUUAAGAGAAUAUACACUAUUUUAUUCUUUUGCCAGACUUCUACAUUUUGCAAGACUGACACCUGUUUUGACAUUGUAGUUUCACCCCCUCUUUUUUGUUAUAUUUGAAAUAAAUUCUGCUAACUUCUA